Molecule: messenger RNA, 6212 nt
Organism: Mobula hypostoma (lesser devil ray)
Lineage: Eukaryota; Metazoa; Chordata; Chondrichthyes; Myliobatiformes; Myliobatidae
Gene: ero1b
Product: endoplasmic reticulum oxidoreductase 1 beta
Exons: 16
Coding region: 281-1651 (456 amino acids)
Biological process (GO): protein folding in endoplasmic reticulum
Cellular component (GO): endoplasmic reticulum; endoplasmic reticulum membrane
Molecular function (GO): FAD binding; thiol oxidase activity; protein-disulfide reductase activity
Source: RefSeq, a predicted model, not a curated record
GGCCGAUACGAUGCUCACGGGAGGCGCCGCCUCUUUUCCUCUCCCUCUUCCCUCUCAAAGGGCGGGGAAGCAGCGGGAGAAACCAUGAUGAUGUUGGUCGCAACGUGCGCCGGCAGCUUAACUAUCAGUCACUCAGAGGGUCGAUGUUAGUCCGUCCGUUCGUCGCCGGGGUAACGGCUGGUCUCCUGUCAUUGACGUCAACAACAGUCGGAAAACCCUGGCGCACGACGCCGGUGAGCCACGGCUAACGGUAACGGCAGCGGGAGCGGGAGCGGCAGCGAUGAGCAGAGUGCGAGCUGCGCUGACCGCCGUCUGCAGUCUGUGCGCGCUCCACGCCGCCAGCAGCACCUUCACCGGCCAGUUGACAGGUGUUUUGGAUGAUUGCUUCUGCGACAUAGAAAGUAUCGAUGACUUCAACAGUUACAAGAUUUUUCCUAAAUUACAGAAAUUGCAAGAAAGAGACUACUUCAGAUAUUACAAAGUAAAUUUAAAGCGACCCUGUCCUUUCUGGUUAAGUGAUGGGCAUUGUUCGAUUAAGGACUGCCAUGUAAAGCCUUGUUCUGAGAGUGAGAUUCCAAUUGGAAUUAAAGCAGCUAAUUACAAUAAAGAAGUGAAUGCAGAAGAGUUACAAGACUGUGAAGAAGCAAAUGAGCUGGGAGCUGUCAACAGCACAUUAAGUAACCAAACAAAAGAGGCUUUUAUUGAUUGGGCAAGAUAUGAUGAUGCACAAGACCACUUCUGUGAGCUUGAUGAUGAGUUGUCACCUGAUGCAGAAUAUGUGGAUCUCCUCCUCAAUCCUGAACGCUACACUGGAUACAGGGGUUGGUCAGCCUGGAGGGUGUGGAAUAGCAUCUAUGAAGAGAACUGUUUCAAGCCUCGCUCUGUAUAUCGUCCUCUGAAUCCAUUAGCACCCAGCAGAGGAGAUGAUGAUGGUGAAUCCUUCUACAAUUGGUUGGAAGGUCUUUGCCUUGAAAAGAGAGUAUUUUACAGGUUAAUUUCUGGACUCCAUGCCAGUAUUAAUAUACACCUCUGUGCCAAGUAUCUCCUCGAUGAUGGGUGGGGAAGAACGAGAUGGGGACCAAAUUUAGAAGAAUUUCGAUUUCGGUUUCACCCUGCUGAAACAAAAGGAGAAGGUCCAAGAAGGUUGAAAAACCUUUAUUUUUUAUACUUGAUUCAACUGAGAGCUUUGUCGAAAGUAGCUUUGUACUUUGAGCGUUCAAUUGUGGACUUGUACACUGGAAAUUCAACGGAAGAUGCAAUUACCAAAAAACAGCUACUGGAGGUCCUCAAUGAAACCAAAUCAUUUCCAAUGCAUUUUGAUGAGAAGUCAAUGUUUGCAGGUGAUAAGAAAGAAGCGAAGACAUUAAAGGAGGAAUUCAGGCUCCAUUUUAAGAAUAUUUCACGGAUAAUGGACUGUGUUGGGUGUGACAAGUGCAGAUUAUGGGGUAAACUGCAGACUCAGGGCUUGGGUACUGCACUGAAGAUUUUAUUUUCCGAGCGGGAAAUUAAGAACCUCCCUGAGCGCAGUCCCUCAGCCGGUUUUCAGCUAACCCGACAGGAGGUUGUUGCUCUGCUGAAUGCAUUUAGCAGACUUUCAACAAGCAUACAAGAGUUGCAGACUUUCAAAAUGCUGUUAAAGGACAAAAGGUAACAAAUGCUAUGGAAAUGACGAUGAUGGAUGCAAAGCAGAGACUUUGUAAAGUUGCCCAAUCUUUGGCACUUUACAGAACUUCAGGGAUCCAGUGGCCGUUGCACAAUUUACUGUAUUGCAUUGGCUAAAGAACUACACCCAGAUAAAGGUAGAGAUGAAUUGGGUAUGGUAAUAGUGAGCAACUAUUUACAUUUCAAUUAAUAGCAUUUCUUCCUUACCUAAUACAAUGAAGUGCUCUUAAGGUUUUAGAUUAUUCCCAAAACUUGCGGCAUUCACCAUGUGUAAGCUUUUUACUGGUUUAUUAGUAUAAAUAUUAAUUUGGUUUCAAAUACCACCAAAACUUACCCACUAAGGAAAUUUAAAAAUCCUGUUUCUAUGGAUUUGUCUACUAUUAAUGAAGUAUAAUUUUAUUUUUGAUUCCCGCUGUUUCAGAGCACCUCCCUUACCUCCAAUUGUGUUGGCAAUGCAAAAGGUUCUUGAGAAUAUUUAAUUAUCUUUGAUCAUUGAUUUAUUGAAGUUCUAACUGACCUUAAAGAUCAUCAGAGUGUGUAAAAGAUAGUUUCUGAAUCUGAUAUCUUUACUUUUCCAAAAGAAGAAAAUAUUUUACUUUGGAGUGGAUAACUGUCAUUGUGUCAUUUGUAUAUUGUGAUAAAAUGUGACUUUUGUAAUUUAAAAAAAAUAAAAGCAACCAUUGGGUGGGUUGUAACUUUAACUGCUGUGCAAUGAACUAUGGACUUCUAAGUAAAAUUUUAUCCUGUGGAGAAAUCGAAGAAGUUUUAAAAUGUUGGUAAUGAAUUCAUGUGAUGGAUUUUAAGACCACUUCAAAAAGAAUUUACUGACUGCUACGACAUUUAGAGCUCCUGAUAUAUUAAAUCUAAAAAUGUCUCCUUCAAACCUUGGUAAUAGUCUGAAAUACAAAUCAAAAGCAAUAUGAUUUAAUCCACUUUCCACAUAAAAUAAGCUUCAGUAUCGUGUAGUUAUUUCUAAUGACCUCUAAUUUCACAUUGUAGCAUCUGUUAUUCAGCAUUUAAUUCACUGGAUUGACCAAAAAUGGCUGUUUAAUCUUAUGUACAGGAUGGGCUGCAUCCUUUUGAAUCUAGAAGCAAAUACGUGUGACUCCUAAAAUGUGGUUAUAAAUAAGUUAUUAUUGGAGCAUAUGCAGCAAAGCUAUCUAUAUAUUGGAGCAAAUAAUAGCAAAUAUUUUUAUGUAAACAAAUCUUUCCUUUUUUUGUGCAUGACUGUUGUUGAAGCCUUCCCACCAUGGGGUGGGAGUUGAAGAAAAUCUACGAUGAUCUCAGUGAAUAAUGAAGCAGUUUUAGAGCCCUGAUAGUGUCGUGUUCAUAGUCAGUUUCUUUCUCUCUUUGUUCUUGUUUACUCUUCUCUUAAACUAUUCCAAUUGCACAAAAUGGCAGCAAGUUUUACAUUCAUGCCACUUGAAUUCCCAGUUAUAUAAUAGCGUAAGUUAUAUAAUAGUACCAUAUAAUAGUAAAUUUUAUGUGAAUAAGCCGUUUAUUUUUGUGCAAGGCUAUUGCUGAAAUCUUUCCAACCUCAUCUUGUUGGUGUUAAAUUUAGCCUGGUUCAUAUCAUUAGUUUAGAAUAUUGAGAUCUGUAAUGAUCAAAGAUUGUGCUGCUGGUAAAAAUGUCCUCUGCACUUCAUAGCUUCAGACCAACAAUAGUUUCCCUGUGCAAAUCUGGAUUUGCAAAGCCAGGCAUUCUAAAUGACGGCUAGUUCUUUGCAGUUAUUUAGUAGAGUGUUGUUGGUAUACUGUGGGGAAAAUUGAAAGUAUUAGUUUAAGCUCCUGUGUAACAGCUACAUUGGAAUGUGUAGCACAGAAGUAGUCCAAUUAACCAAAUGAUUUGCGUCCACAUUUAGCUUACACAAAAAAGCCAUUCUUCUGUGCCUCUGCUCCUCUUCUAAACUUGCUAUACAUACAACAAGCACAUCCAUAUACAAAUCUGAAUUCCAGUUUGUGCAAUUUUAUGGUCCUUGCUUUCUUAACCAAGUUAUUUCUCCAGAGUAAUAGUAAGCCGGAGAGUGGUGAAAAAAAACAAUGCAAGGAUAUUUUACAGAAAAUUUAAAGAACUAAACAAAAAUGCAGAUACAGGAAAUCUGAAAUAAAAAGCAUAACAGAUGAAGAAUUGGUGAUUAAAAUGCUACCCUGCUUCUCCAUGUGUCACCUGCUUCGUAUUUCCAGUAUUUAUCUUAGGAAUAUUCUGAUACAAUGAGGUAAAGUAGCUUGGAAAUUAUAGGUCUAUAGUGGUCUCAGUGAAUGACAAAACAGGUUUAGAGGGCUGUCUGGCCUGAUCCUGCUGUGUUCAUAACCAGCAUUUUCCUCUUGGCACGUGUUUAUUUUUCUCUUAAACUAUUCUCAUUGUUCCAUAUGGCAACAAGUUUCGUACUCUCACCCCUCAAAUUCCCUGUUGUAUUAUCAGUGAUUGUCUUUUAUUUUAGGCUAGCUUUUAGUUUCUCUUUCCAGUGAGAAGGGAUCCCGUGUUAAAGAAUGAUGCAUUAGAUUGGAUAGAGAGACCCAUGAUUUUGUUUUUUAAAAAAAAAAGAAAUUAACACUGCAGGGUUUUUUUUUUGGUCUUCCCACAGUGACUUAUUUAGAGGAUUGCUUGCGUUAUAUUUAUUUUAGCUAUUCUGAAGCAGCUUUUUGUCACAUAUUAGGAGCAUGGAUUUUGAGAAAACACAUUGAGGUAAUCAGUAGUUAAGUUUUCUCUACCAACGGUUAUUUUGUUUUGAAAUGGCUUGCAUGAUAUGACCAGCAUUCACUGCCAUCCUUAACUGCCCAUAAGAAGGUGGUGCUGAACCAAUUAUAUAUAAUGGUUUGCUGUUCACAUACACCUACACUUUUGUCCCUCAUUUUGGUAAAGUUUUACCAGAUCGUCUAUUACUGUCGACAGAAAAGGCUUUAAGAUGCUUCAGUCUAUCUUGUUUAUGGUGUAACUGAGUCACAGCAUGUUACUGAUGGGAGGAGGUGAGUGUUAAGGUGGUGGAUGGUUUGCCUGUGAGGUGUUGAGCUUCUUAAGUCAGUAGAAUUGUGGUCAUCUUUGCAACUGCUGAAUAUCUAUUUACCUUUGUAGCUGUUGAAGCUUUGGAAAUUUGAUGCAUGUGUCACACAUGCCACAAAAUAUCCACCCUCUGAUCAGCAUUUACAGACAUUGUAUUUUUAUGUUUGGUCCUGUGAGUUUUACCAUGGAAUCUUUUAAUAAGGUUAGGUAGCCCAUAAUUAAUGAUCCCCUGGUUUUUAAUGUAGAAACUCUCUACCAUGUUUUGAAAAAUAAUUUGAUAAAGGCAUGUGUAAACUUAAUGAACAGCUGAGGAAAACAGAAGUAAACAAUUCAAUAGUAUAAUUGAAUGCCAAAAGUAUAUUUCAUCCUGGCAUUUUAAAUAAUCUAUCACCAUUAAAGUUUUGUUGUCCCUAAUGAUGUGCAAUUUCAAAAUAAUUACACUGUUAACCACCAUUCUUUUCCUAAAGUACUUGUUGCAUCACUCAUUUUCAAUUGAAACUGGCAAUGACAUUUCAUUAUAAGUUCUUCAGUUGUGGAUAGAUGGAAAAGCAAGCAGCAAAAUGAAAAGCUGAUUGCAAUGGCAAAACUUGUUUCUAAAUUGCAGUAGAUAUUUUUAAAUUACUAUUUUGAACACAACUUUGACUGGAAUAACACACAAAAUGCUCGAGGAACUCAGCAUGUCAGGCAGCAUCUAUAGCAAGGAAUAAAGAGUUGACGUUUUGGACUAAGACCCUUCAUCAGAUUUUGGUCCAAAACCAAAAGUUAAUCCUGAUGAAGGAGAUAAUGAAACAGAUCCUGAUGAAGGGUCUUGGCCCAAAACUGGACUCUUCAUUUCUCUCCAUAGAUAUUACCUGACCUGCUGAGUUCCUCCAGCACUUUGUGUGUGUGUGUUACUCUGGAUUUCCAGCAUCUGUCAAAUAUCUUGUAUUUCUACCUGGAAUAACCAUACCUGUAUGCAAAACAUUGUUCCUUUGACUGUUUUUGUCUAACUAUUGCUUUAUAACUCUUAAUCUAAGCAACUGUGUCCAUUUUUGCAGCAGCUUCAGCACCUGUUUACUUUAACACUUUACUAAUUUUUAUCUGCAUGAUCAGCACUAAUAUUUCAAUGCAACAGUGCUCUGCCUUAAGCAAAAUAAGUGCUCCGUUAAUGUGACAAAAUUGAUUGUAUUUUUGUGUUAUCUUUGAUCACGAUUCAUCUAAGUUCUUUGUCUUUCCUAGUUUGAAGUUUUAAAGAGUUUUAAGUUCCUCUCAAUUUAUGUGUACCAAGCUGGUGUUCAACUUGGAACAAAGUGUUUUGGAAUGCAUCCUCUGUUUACUACACUUGUCAUGUAUUUAUAUAAAGAAAAAUAAAAUUUUACUGGUGAUCCACUUUCAAAACCUGUUACUUUAUGUAAAGAUAUGUUGAGUAAAGUGGGAACUAGACCAAAUGGACUAAUUUUCCUGUGAUUUGAUUAAGUUAAAAUUUCCAGACUAAUAAAGCUUUUUCUAAAUAAUUUCCUCAUGCUUAAAAAGGAGGAAGAACUCUUAAUGUUAAGCUCUCUUCAGUGUU